AUGCCGCCCAUCCUCCUCCCUCCCCCUCCGGCCGGAAUCCAGACACCCACCGACGACUGGACCGAUGAUCCCUCUUUUGACCUCUCCCUCUCGCCCUCCCUCAGCACCUCCAACAACCUGAUCACUUCGCCCAAAUCCUCUCCUUCGCACUCGCAACCACACUCGCGCUCACACUCGCACUCGUCGUCCUCCUCGUCCAGGGGCUCAGGCGGGCACAUGAAUAGCCCCCUGCGCCAGAUCUACACGUCGAAACCUACGUUGGGCAAGGGUUUGGCGCGUCGAGAUACGCUGGAGGAGGAGGCGGAAGACGGUUUUGACUUUCCAGAGGAUUUGUACCUGGGGGAUGGGGACGAUAAGGAUGGGGGAACGCUGAAGCUCAGCGGAAUGGCGGUGCAGCAGGCGAAGCCAGCCCGGGCGGGGAUGGGCACGAUUGGGUUGUCCGGAACAGUCAUUGGUGUUGGACCGCAAGGGGUGGGGACGAUAACGCGCCUUGGGCCGUCUACUUCCGCGUCGAAAGGCGCGGUCAAGUCGCUAGGAGGGAAGAUGAUGAACGGCGCGAGCGAGAAGGGGGAUCUGGGGUUUGACGGGGACGACAUGGACGGGUUCGACGAUGAUUUCGACCUUCCAUCAAAACCCCUCAGCCUGGCCAAGGCCCCAACCGGUCUUGCCCUUCCUCCGCUCAAAAGUCGCGUCAGUGCACCGGCGGACGCGCUCGACGAGCUCGACUUUGACUUUGACGACGAGCUCGGCGAAGCGGAGGAUCAAGCGACGCUCAAAGCUGGCGCUACCAUCAAAGCUCUACUUCCUCCGCCAAAACCCAAAUCGUCGUCGAUCAGUACACCUCUUAAUAACUCAUCUGCACCGGCAGACGACGACGACAUGGACCUCGUCCUCCCCCUCAGCAUGACCAACCUCACCCUCGCCACCGCCUCCACCCGCUCCCAAUCCUCCUCGAAACAUCUCAAACCGCGCGCAUCUACCUCUACUAUCCAUACGGACUGGGACUCGCCCUCGCCCUCGUCCGCCUCGGGCUCUGGGCCUAGCUCGGGCAGGAAGGCGAUCUGGGAUGACUCCAGCCCCUGGGGUAAACGGCCUGGACAGUCAGAAACUAGCGGGACGAGCACGGGUCUGUCCGAGCUGGGCACGCCGGUCCGGAAAGGGCGGGCGGUGGAUGUGGAGGUGGAGGGCGAGGAAGAAGGAGAGGAAAUGAUGAUGGGCCUGGUCCUGCCGGAAGUGGGCUUCUUUGAGGGGCGGAGAGAAGGCGAGCUGAAUCGCAUCCUCGAUAAGAAACGGAAACCGCAAGACGCGUUCGUGUCGGCGGUGGGGCAGGACCAGCCGGGAUGGGGCAGAAAGGCGGGACUGCUAGCGGACGAGAGUAUGGAGGAUGGGUUAUUGUUUGAGGAUCCGGGCCGGGAGUUGACGGGGCACCGGCUGCGGCAGCAGAGGAAGGUUCGGGGGAUGGCGGGCGGGACGGUGAAGAAGGGGAGUGGGGGGAAGGUGUCUUCUGCGGUGGGAUCGUGGGAGAAGGCGAGGGAAGCGGGUUGGGGAAGGCAUACGCCUUUACCGACAGUCCCGAGGGAGAGGGAGAGGGAGAAGGAGAGGGUAUCAGGCGGUCUGGGAUCGGGCGGGAUAGGGGGAUCAGGCGUCAGCGUCGGACACCGGAGCCAUUCGACCACCGCUCGAGAACGCGACUCGGCUCCUCGUACCCGCACUCAAUCGAUGGCUCCCCCGCCCAUCCCCUCCAUACCCUCCACUCCGUCCAGCCGGCUCAGACACCAGAAAAGCCACUAUCAAGUCUCUGCGCCAUCACCUUCCCCUACCCACUCGAUCGCGCGGAAGCAGUCCCUCGCCUCGCUCCAGGAUGCGCUCGUACAGCAACCUCCGCCCGUACCUACCGUUGAGCGGAAUGAGCAAGAUCGGUCUCGGAGCGAAACGGCCACUCCAUCGAAAGAGCGGUAUCACGCCUCGACAUCCCGACUGACCAUGGGAACAAGCUCGUCACGCGCCAAAGUCCGGCCUCCUAUUUCCGCCAUUUUCCCUCGGUCAGAACACCCCUCCUCCACAGGCGGGAUGUACACGAACCACUCGGCGUCGAGCUCGUCUACUUCUAUAUCGGGCUUGACGAGGGCGUCGGCAUCGGCGCCGGGGCAGUCAAGUGGGACCGGGCGGAGAGUAUCGCCCGUUCUGCCCCAGAGUCAGAUGGUCGUCCCGCUCGGAGGGAGAAGGAAGGGUGGGCCAGGGGAGAAGAAGCGGAAUUGGGGGGAUGGGACCGAGUUGGAGGGGAUUGAGGAUCUGGAGGUGGAUGAGCCGACUGUGCGGGCUGGGUCGGGGAUGAGUGGGCAUAAUGGCAUAGGUCUGGGCAAACCGAGUAGGAAAGGUGAGUACUUAGCUGAUAACGCAGGAGAUAGUCUGGGCAGAUCCGCCGUGCCCCCGCCAAAACCUGCUCCAGAAGCGGACAAGCGGAAAAAAUCGAAUGGGGGAAGCGUGUCGAAGCGGAGACCGAGAAAGGCGGCGGGUCUUAUCAAGCACCUCGGAACGGUGGACAAGAAGAAGGUGGUCGGCGAUAUGACCUGGAACCCUGCUACUCUACGCUGGGAAGGAAACGAAUCGAUCCUCCGAGACUUUGACGCCAGUCCGUCCGGCACACCCACCACCUCCUCCGCUCCCACCCGUCCUGCUCUCAUCACGCACUACACCGGCGGCGUUGUCCCGCUCGCUACGUCCUCCUCUACCCCAUCGUCAUCCGGUACUAUGAGCCUCACCGCGGCGUCGACUAUCCGGAUCGUCGGCGACAUGCAGUUCGACCCAGAACGGAUGUGCUGGGUGUCCAUAGGCGAAGAAGAGCCCGACCCAUUCGCCGAUAUGGCAGAUGACGAAGAUGACGAGGGCGGUCGAGGUGGAAGUACCAUCACGCGCGCGACGGGACGGAAACUCGUUUCGGUCGGUACGGGACUAGGUGUCUCGGCGGGCUCUGGGUGGAGUUCGAGGUUGGCGUCCGAGUCGUCUGCUGGGGGGAGCGUGAUAAGCUGGGAAGAGCGUGUGCGGGUCCGCGAGGGAGAGGUCAGUCAGGAGAUGUGGAGGGAGUGUAAAGAGGCAGAAGAACGGCAUAGGCGGGAAAUGAAGGGAUGGGGUGGGGGGUUGGGGUCCAGAGGGCAAGAUUUGAGUAGGGAGGAGAGGAGGGACAGGGAACGGAGAGAGGAGAAGAGACUGUGGGAGAUUAGGUAUCUAGCUAUGAGGAGUUGA
Dioszegia hungarica is the source of this 3243-nucleotide messenger RNA. RefSeq names its product putative GTPase activator. The record is from RefSeq and is a predicted model, not a curated record. Gene Ontology annotation, cellular component: SIN/MEN two-component GAP complex; mitotic spindle pole body. The coding region runs from base 1 to 3243 and encodes 1080 amino acids. Gene Ontology annotation, molecular function: GTPase activator activity. NCBI's taxonomy places the organism in Eukaryota, Fungi, Basidiomycota, Tremellomycetes, Tremellales, Bulleribasidiaceae. The transcript is spliced from 5 exons. Gene Ontology annotation, biological process: regulation of Ras protein signal transduction; mitotic spindle orientation checkpoint signaling.